CCUCGACUCCUUGGCAAAAAGAGGCGGACGGAAUAAAAAACACCCUCCGGUCCAAGCAAAGCAGCAGGGAGCGUGGAACCAAAGAAAUGCCCCACCCUCCCCAGCCCUCCCCCGGCAGUGACGGCGACGGGGAAGGCAGAGAAAAGAACGCGGCCGCCAAGAUGACAUCAUGGUUCGCCGUCUUCUUCGGGAACGCCAUGGGCAUCAUGAAAGCACUCGCCCCCAUAUCUUUCCAGCCCCAAAAGCCGAAGCCAUCAUCUCUAUCUAUUGCGCCAACCUUCUCCAUGAAGCCCGCGGACGAAAAAGAAUCAACAUUAGGAUCGGGGCCAUCCUCUGCUCGGACCGUAGAGAUCAUAGAGGGUGACACCCUUUGGGGCCUUUCUAGAAAAUACGGAGUAUCAAUCGAAGCAAUCAAAGAGGCGAACGGGAUCGCAGGGGACACUAUCUAUGCCGGAAAGAAGCUGAUCAUCCCUUGAAAUGAAACGGUUCUAUGUAUCGGUUUGUCUUCCGUUUGAAAUCUGGGUUUUACUAGAUGUGAGUUGAAGAUAUUGCGUACCUGUGACAUUGAAGACCAUUAACAGACAUAAACAGUUAUACUCCAUAACUUUGUAUCAAGUGUAUUACAUUUCUUCACCAAGUAUGGUGCAUUGCUUACUGCUGA
Messenger RNA from Elaeis guineensis (African oil palm), 661 nucleotides. RefSeq lists its product as uncharacterized. The record is from RefSeq and is a predicted model, not a curated record. NCBI's taxonomy places the organism in Eukaryota, Viridiplantae, Streptophyta, Magnoliopsida, Arecales, Arecaceae.